ACGUUACGUGUAAAGGGCUUGGACACAAAAGUAGCCCUGUGCAGUUCCCGGCGCUGUCUCGGUGAUGCGUGGAAAUAAGACGGAUUAUUAUUUCUUGACCAUACUACUAUAGAUCCCAGAUUUAUUAUUUUUUGUGUAGGAUGGAGAGCCAGGUGUGGAUAAAGCGAUGGAGAUGCCUCGCGUCCGUGGUGGUUUUUGUAACGUUUUGGAGCGAAGCCUCUGCUCAGAUCAGAUACUCCAUCUCCGAAGAGGUGAAAGAAGGGAGUGUUGUUGGAAAUAUCGCGAAAGACCUUGGAAUUGACAAGGCCACGCUCAAAGAUAGAGAGUAUCGCAUUGUCGGCAGUUCAACGGAACCGCUGUUUCGUUUGAGUAACGACGACGGCAUCCUGUAUGUCGGCAGGAAAGUGGACAGGGAGGAAAUCUGUGAACGGAGCAACGCGUGUAUAAUCAACCUUAAAACCGUGCUGGAAAAUCCUCUGGAAAUCCAUUAUGUGGCUAUAGAGGUGCUGGAUGUGAACGACCACUCCCCCGUGUUUGCCGAAAAGGAGAAACGACUGGAGAUAUUUGAAUCGACGUUACCGGGAGCGAGGUUUCAGCUCCAACCUGCACGCGACCCGGAUGGCGGUCAGUUCACGGUUCAGCAGUACAGACUCAGCCACAAUGACCACUUUCGUUUGGAGGUUAAGGAGAGGGGCGAGGACCGUAAGAUGCCCUUUCUGGUUUUACAGAAGCAAUUAGACAGAGAGGCUAUGAGGCGGCACAAGCUGAUGCUUACCGCUAUUGACGGCGGGAGGCCGGCGAGGUCUGGAACAAUAGAAAUCGUAAUUGAGGUGCUCGAUGUGAACGACAACUCACCGGUUUUUACAAAAGACGUAUAUUCUGCUACUUUAAAUGAAAACUCAGCUCCUGGCACGUUGGUUAUUCAGGUUAAUGCGACUGAUUUGGAUGAGGGUGCAAACAGUGAAAUCGUUUACUCAUUUGGUAAAGAAGUGGAUUCUCAUUUACAGAAGCUAUUUAGCAUAGACCCAAGUACGGGUGAAAUUAAAGUGACCGGUGUAAUUGAUUUUGAGGAAAGUAGAAGCUAUGAAAUCGAUGUACAAGCUUCAGAUCAGGGCAGUGUCACCUUUUCCACAGACAAAACAGUGAUAAUUAAAGUAAUCGACCUUAACGACAAUCCUCCAGCGGUUGAAGUUACAUCAUUUUCCAAAUCAGUCCCUGAAGAUACUAGAAUUGGAACAACAGUAGCUUUGAUCAGCGUCAGUGAUUUGGAUUCAGGCCUCAAUGGAAAGGUUUCCUGCUUUAUACGUGAGGAUGUUCCAUUUACUGUAUCUCCAUCCUUGCAAGAUAAUAUGUAUGCCAUAGUAACCAAAUCACCAUUGGACAGAGAAGAAAUGUCUUUUUAUGAACUUACGAUUGUUGCAAAGGACAGUGGCGAGCCGUCACUCUCAUCUGAAAAGACAAUAAGUGUGGCUGUUUCAGAUGUGAAUGAUAACGGACCACAGUUUUCAAUGAGUCCAUAUACAUUCUAUAUUACUGAAAAUAAUGACUUAGUCCUGCCAGUGUUUUCAGUGAAGGCAUCUGACCUUGAUGAUGGUGAUAAUGCGCGUGUGUCCUAUCACAUUCCAAGGGACAGCAGUGGCAAUAGUGCGGGCGUGUUUUUAAAUAUUAACUCUGAAAGUGGGGAUAUUAUGGCGCUAAAAAGUUUUGACUUUGAGACUCUGAAAACGUUCCAGUUCCAAGUCGUGGCCACAGACUCUGGAACUCCGUCACUGAGCAGCAACGUCACAGUGAACGUGUUCAUUCUGGAUCAGAACGACAACGCUCCAGUCAUCCUGUAUCCAGUCAGCUCCAACGGCUCUGCUGAAGGUGUGGAGGAGAUUCCCCGCAAUGUGAACGCAGGACACUUGGUGACUAAAGUCAGAGCCUAUGACGCUGAUAUAGGAUAUAACGGCUGGUUACUCUUUUCACUGCAGGAAGUCACUGACCACAGUCUCUUUGCUUUGGACCGCUAUACAGGACAGAUCAGAACACUUCGCUCAUUCACAGAGACAGACGAGGCUGAGCACAAACUGCUCAUACUGGUCAAAGACAAUGGGAACGUUUCCCUCUCAGCAACAGCUACUGUGAUUGUCAAAGUGGUGGAGCCCAAAGAGGCUUUUGCAGCCUCUGAUGUCAAAAGUGCAGCCAAAGAUGAUGAGGGGAAUGAUGUGACUUUUUAUCUCAUCAUAACUUUGGGCUCAGUUUCAGUCCUUUUCCUCAUCAGUAUCAUCGUGCUGAUUGCAAUGCAGUGCUCCAAAUCCACAGACUAUACUUCUAAAUAUCUACAAGAGACUAAUUAUGACGGGACACUGUGUCACAGCAUCCAGUACAGAUCUGGAGACAAACGCUACAUGUUAGUUGGACCCAGAAUGAGUAUAGGAUCUACUAUAGUCCCUGGCAGCCAUGCCAACACACUGGUGCUCCCUGACAGGAGACGUACAUCUGAAGAGGUAAAGUUUUUAAAUCAAGCUUUUUUGGUGACACAGUGUGUGAAUGUGUGUGUGGGCUAAAGUUGUGGGCUGUCUGCUGUCAUAUUAACAACACAUUCUCUUUU
Messenger RNA from Scatophagus argus, 2593 nucleotides. RefSeq names its product protocadherin alpha-3-like. Bases 141 to 2549 code for a protein of 802 amino acids. The transcript has a single exon. Gene Ontology annotation, cellular component: plasma membrane. Gene Ontology annotation, biological process: homophilic cell-cell adhesion. The record is from RefSeq and is a predicted model, not a curated record. Lineage: Eukaryota; Metazoa; Chordata; Actinopteri; Scatophagidae. Gene Ontology annotation, molecular function: calcium ion binding.